UAAUUUGCAUUAAUCUAUCGUAUACCAGAUAAGUAAUAUGUUUAUAACUUACUCUCUAACAGAUAAAUUCUAAUUAGUAACGUAAAAAAGUUUAUAUAAAUUGAUUUUCUAUACAAUUUUUCUCGAAAAUUUGUUAUUGAACAGAGUAAAACGACUUCAAAGUGUGAAACAUGGAAUAGAAUAUAAAAUAAACAAUAGAGGACGACGAUGAAUCUAAUUUUAACAAUACUUUUAUCUGUUUUAAUCUGCAUCAUUUUGUUAUGGGUAAGAAGGAGGAAACGAAAGAUGACAUUGUUUCAACGUUACGGAAUUCCGGGUCCUGAGCCGAAUUUUUUCUACGGAAAUUUAAAAGAAUUUAACAAAGGGAGAGACAAAUGUAUUGAAAAAUGGUUGCAACAGUAUGGAAAAAUAUUUGGAUUUUUUUUAGGUGCAAAACCUUACUUGGUAUGCGCUGAUGUUGAAGUUUUAAAGUGCUGUCAGAUAAAAGACAAGUACAAUUUUUACAAUAAAGAUUGGGUGUUACCGGAUGCUGGAUUCCCUCACGAUGUUUCUAGGAAAAUGUUACCCCUACUCACUGAUCAGAAAUGGAGAAACUUAAGAAGUACACUUACUACUUGUUUUACUACAGGAAAAAUUAAAUUGAUGAGUGCAUUAAUGUGUCGACCAAUAAAAAUCUUUCUAAGUAAAUUAGACAAGCAGGAAGCACCAUUUAAUGUCGUCAACCUUUGUAAAAAGCUGGUGUUUGAUAUAAUUUGCACAACAGCAUUUGGUAUAACUACAAAUGUUCAAAAUAAUCAAAGUAGUAAAUUCGUCGAGUCAGCUCACGCUGCAUUUUUAGUCGAUUCUACUGACAUUUUAGCUGGAAUAACAAUUUGCUUUCCGGAAGUGGAGCCUGUCUGUAGCUUUAUUCGCUACAAAAUAGAUACAUUAAAAUACGUGUUGAAUCUUCCGUGUUUUACGGUGAUUUAUGAAACCUGUAAAAAAAUGGCCAUCUCCAGGAAAAAGUCUGACCAACAUCCGCAUGAUCUGCUGCAGGCGAUCAUAGAUGCUGAAGAUGAAAAUGGUGGAGAAGUGAAGAAACUUUCAGAUAAUUUAGUAAUUGGAAAUGCGAUGAUGUUUAUGGCAGUUGGAUACGACACGACAAGUACCACGUUGGAGUGGAGUAUUUAUCAUUUAGCUCGUAAUCCACAUAUACAAGAGAAAAUCCGUGAAGAAAUUAAAAUGAACGUUUGUGACGAUGUGGAAAUCCAAUAUUCGGACUUAUGCAAAUUUCAGUUGUUAAAUCAAGUUAUUUCAGAAACUCUUCGUCUAUGGCCAUUAUCUUUUUUCUUCAUUAUACAUAGAGUAUCGAACAGAGUAUGUGCCGACGAUUACCAUUGUAAAGAUUUCAUCAUUCCUAAAGGUUCUAUUCUAGCAGUACCAGUACAAGUUUUGCAAAAAGAUCCAGCUUACUGGAGUGAACCUGAUAAGUUCAAUCCCUACAGAUUUUCUUCCGAAAAACAAAAGCCAAUUGACUCCAUCGUUUACCAACCAUUCGGAGCGGGGCACAGAAUAUGUAUCGGACAGAGAUUAGCAAAAACUAUAUUAAUAUUAACAUUGUCGAAUCUCCUGCGAUCGUUUAAAUUAGAAUUCUGUGGAGACGACAAGAUGGAAAUAUUGCAUACGCUCUUCAUGAACUAUCCUAAGAAUGGAAUUAUCAUUAAAGCACACCCAUUAAAUUCUUAAUUUACUCAAAUUUUCAAUAAUUAUAACAAGUGAACAAACAUACAAAUAAAAAGAAUUUCAUUAAAUAUAUAAAUGUAAGCAAUAACUGAAUUAAAUGCAACAAUAAAAGUAUAGCUUUUAAUGUUUGGUAUGUAUUAUAUUAUUAUUUAUUUAUGUACUUUUUAAACUAAACAACAUUAAUUAAAUAGCAGACAGGUUGAAAAUCCUCAAAAAUUUAAAUAGAUUCUAAAUUCUAGAACAUCUCUUUAAUUGCAGUUAUUGCAGCCCUUAAAAGAUCUAUUUCCAAUAACCAACAAAGGCUAUUUAGUCAUUCACCAAUUCUAAGUUAAAGCCUUUGUUGAUUAUUGGCGUUUAACUGUG
This is a messenger RNA of Centruroides sculpturatus (bark scorpion), 2085 nucleotides long. RefSeq names its product cytochrome P450 3A18-like. The transcript has 14 exons. The coding region runs from base 208 to 1725 and encodes 505 amino acids. Gene Ontology annotation, molecular function: oxidoreductase activity, acting on paired donors, with incorporation or reduction of molecular oxygen; steroid hydroxylase activity; heme binding. The record is from RefSeq and is a predicted model, not a curated record. Lineage: Eukaryota; Metazoa; Arthropoda; Arachnida; Scorpiones; Buthidae.